AUGCAUGUUGCUGUUUGUGUUGAACGUACAGAGGAUAUAUUCUACGAGUACUACACCGAUUAUCAAACCCUUUUUCGCUUGUAUAUUUGCUUCAGCUACGACACAAUGGCUUCUACUUCGAAAUUCUUUGGCCGCCAGAGCGACAGCGACAGCGACUAUUCAGAAGAUGAGAUUGUGCUCACAGAUGAGGACCCGGAUACCAUCGAGAAAGUCAAGAAUAAAUACGUGAUUGAAAGUGACGAUGAUGAUAACUCUGAUUGCGAAAAGCGUGUGGUAAAGCCGGGGAAAGCUAAGCGAUUCGAGGAGAUGUGUGCUACCCUUGACAAGAUAAACAAGGCAAAGAACAUAAAUGAUUGGGUGAGCAUGCAGGAUUCUUUUGACAAGAUGAAUAAGCAGCUUGAGAAGGUGAUGCGCGUCAACCGAACUGGAAAGGUACCAACUCUGUACAUCAGAGCGCUUUUUUUGUUGGAGGAGAAUGUGGGGGAGGCUCUAGCGAAUAAGGAUGCUAAGAAGAAGAUGAGUAGCACCAAUGCCAAGGCCUUGAACUCGAUGAAACAAAAACUGAAGAAGAAUAAUAAGGAGUAUGAAGAUUUGAUUCAGAAGUACAAGGAAAAUCCUGUAGAAGAAGAGUUUUUGGAAGAGGAAGAAGUUGAAACAAACUGUGAAGCUGAAGUUCCUAAACAUGAGGAAAACCAAGAUAAGAGGGAAAAGGAGGAUGGUUGGGAGAGAAAAUCUGGUAAGAAGAGUAAGCUUGUCUUGGAUAAGCAGCAGUUCAUGAGUGACCCUUGUCAGGUUACAUGGGAAACUGUGAACAAGAAAUACAAAGAGGUUGUGGCUGUUAGGGGAAGGAAGGGAACGAGAUGGUUUGAGCUAGUUGAGCAGCUUAUUUUCUUGGCUAAGUUCGCUAAGACUCCUGCACAGAAGCUUGAGAUUCUUCUCAUUAUUGUUUCUGCUCAAUUUGAUGCUGGUCUCCAUGGUCACAUGCCUGCGCAUGUGUGGAAAAAAAGUGUGCAUAAUAUGCUUGUUAUUCUCGAUAUUCUAGUGCAAUAUCCCAGCAUUCGUGUUGAUGACAAAGUGGAGAUUGAUGAUAAUGAAUCUCAGAAAGGAGCUGAUUAUAAGGGGACAAUCUGGGUCAAUGGAAACUUGGCGGGUUUCGUGGAAAGGCUAGAUAAUGAGUUCUUCAAGAGCUUGCAGAGUCUUGACCCUCACACCACCGAGUACAUUGACAGACUUAGAGAUGAGCCUAUGCUUUUCCUUCUUGCUCAGAAUUUUCAAGAAUAUUUGGAGCAAGUUGGAGAUUACAAAGCAGCUGCAAAGUUAGCCCUAAGGCAGGUUGAACUCCUUCACUACAAGCCUCAAGAUGUCUAUGAUGCCAUGAGAAAACUAGCUGAGCAGAGGGAAAGUGCUGAUAAUGGUGAAGCCCAAGCUGCUACAUCUGUAUUUCUUGAAACUCCUGAGCUCGUACGUCGGAGACCUGCUUUUGUGGAGAGUAAUAGGGCCAUGAUGGAUAUUCUUGUCUCCCUCAUAUACAAAUAUGGAGAUGAUCGGACUAAAGCUCGUGCAAUGCUUUGUGAUAUUUUUUAUCAUGCUCUCAAUAACGAUUUCUAUACUUCCCGUGACUUGCUGCUAAAGAGUCACCUGCAAGACAAUAUUCAUCAGAUGGACAAUUCAUCCAAAAUCCUUUUCAAUAGGGCUAUGGCACAGCUUGGUCUGUGUGCAUUUCGAAGUGGACUAAUUACUGAAGGACAUAGCUGCCUUUCUGACCUUUAUUUAGGUGGAAAAGUGAAGGAGUUGCUCGGACAAGGCGUCUCCCGAAGUAGAUAUCAGGAGAUGACUCCUGAACAGGAAAGUCUCCAGAGGCCCUACCAUAUGCACAUCAACCUUGAGCUCCUAGAGGCAGUACAUCUGAUAUGUGCCAUGCUGCAGGAAGUGCCUAACAUGGCAGCUGUCAACACCAAUAAAAAGCGUAGGGUGAUUAGUAGGGCAUUCCGGUGGUUGCUUGAGAAUCAAACAUUUAUAGGACCUCCUGAAACUGUUAGAGACCAUGUAAUUGCAGCUACAAUGGCCCUCCUUAAAGGUGACUCUCAAAAGGCUUUCGAUGUGAUCAAUUCUCUUCAUGUCUGGAAGCUCCUCAGGAAUCGUGAGAAUGUUCUGGAGAUGCUCAAUGUUAAUAUCAAGGAGGCGGCUCUGAGGACCUACCUUUUCGCCUACUCUCCAUCCUAUAAAUCUGUAAGCAUUGAGCAAGUGACCAACAUGUUUGAACUCUCAGAGGCCAAGGCUCGUAGCAUUGUUAGCCAGAUGAUCAUGAACGAAGAGCUCCAUGCCCGUUUGGACCAGCCAACAGGUUGCAUUGUCUUUCAUGACAUUGAGCACACUAGGUUGCAGGCUCUAGCUUUCCAGUUCAGUGAGAAGCUGUCAUUCCUUGCAGAAAGCAAUGAAAGGGCAACAGAGUUGAGGAUAGGUGGUGGUGGGUUAGAAUUGUCUACAAGGCAUAGAGACAGCCAAGACUAUGGUGCUGGAAGUACUUCAAUGAGUGGCAGGUGGCAAGAAAACUUGUCUUUCACCCAAGGAAGACAAGGUGGUACCACUAGGCGUACAGGUUAUAGAUCACUGACAUAUGGUCAUACAGGGUAUCAAGAUGCUGCGCAUGGAGGCUCACGGAGGAUUGGCUAUCAGUCUGCUUCAUCUGGAAGGGGAUCUCAAAUGGAUACAUCAACUCGUUUGGUCAGUCUUAACAGAGGUGUUCGUGCUUAA
This is a messenger RNA of Fragaria vesca subsp. vesca, 2754 nucleotides long. Its product is annotated as eukaryotic translation initiation factor 3 subunit C-like. NCBI's taxonomy places the organism in Eukaryota, Viridiplantae, Streptophyta, Magnoliopsida, Rosales, Rosaceae. Gene Ontology annotation, cellular component: eukaryotic translation initiation factor 3 complex. Gene Ontology annotation, molecular function: translation initiation factor binding; RNA binding; translation initiation factor activity. The transcript has 3 exons. Gene Ontology annotation, biological process: translational initiation. The record is from RefSeq and is a predicted model, not a curated record. The coding region runs from base 1 to 2754 and encodes 917 amino acids.